Molecule: messenger RNA, 2602 nt
Organism: Labrus bergylta (ballan wrasse)
Lineage: Eukaryota; Metazoa; Chordata; Actinopteri; Labriformes; Labridae
Product: DEF6 guanine nucleotide exchange factor
Cellular component (GO): cytoplasm; nucleus
Source: RefSeq, a predicted model, not a curated record
CAACGUGGGUGUCUAACUGUCACCCAGGGGCCCUGUGACACAAGCAGAGGGAAGAAGGCGAGAAGUAGAGGAGGAAACUAGAAAGCCAUUCUACUGCAGAAAUGGACCUGCGGUCUGAACUGCUCAAAUCCAUCUGGUACGGUUUUACAGCCCUAGAUCUGGAAAAGAGUGGUAAGGUGUCCAAGUCUCAGUUAAAGGUGCUGUCUCACAAUCUGUGUACAGUCCUGAGUAUUCCACAUGACCCGGUCGCUUUGGAGGAGCACUUCAGGGACGAUGAUGAUGGUCCAGUUUCCAGUCAAGGUUAUAUGCCUUACCUUAACAAGUACAUCCUGGAUAAGGUGGUUGACGGCUCUUUUAUUAAGGAAAACGUAGACGAGCUCUGUUGGACUCUUACAGCAAAGAAAAACUACCAAACGGAUAAAACCAGCAACACCGUUCUGCCAGAGAAAGAUGCUUUUCGCCUUUGGUGCCUUUUUAAUUUUCUCUCUGAAGACAAGUACCCUUUGGUUAUGGUCCCUGAUGAGGUGGAGUACCUCCUUAAGAAGACAUGCAUGGCUAUGAGCAUUGAGUUAAAUUGUGUUGAAUUAGAGGACUUCUUCUCCCAAGAAUCUGUGCAGGAGCGCGGCAUUACUGUUUGGGUGUUUCUGGAGAUGAUGAACACGGGAAAGAUUACUAAAGGAAUUGAUAAAGGCGUCGUCAGUAUGGCUAUAGAGGAAGUAUACAGAGAGAUAGUUGGUGAUGUCCUUAAAGAGGGUUAUCUGUGGAAGAAAGGCCAGCUGAGGAGAAACUGGAAGGAACGCUGGUUCACCUUAAGGCCCAGCAACCUGUCCUACUACACGGGGGAAGACCGCAGGGAAUGCCAGGGCAACAUAGUUCUGGAUGGAAACUGCUGUGUGGAGGAAAUAGACGAUGAUCAAAUAUUGUUCGGUCGUACAAAAUGGAUCAUAAACAUCCUUUUCCCAGUGCUGCCGGACCGGGAUGGGAAGAGAUGCAUGUUUUGUCUGAAAACCUUGUCCAAGACUUAUGAGAUGAGCGCCUCAGACACCAAACAGAGACAGGAGUGGACGACAGCCAUUCAAACAGCUAUCAGGCUGCAUGUGGAGGGGAAAACAUCCCUCCACAAAGACCUGAAGCUUAAGCGACGUGAGCAGCGUGAGCAUCGGGAGAAAAGACGACAGUCCAAGGAAGAGGAGCUGCAAAGGCUGCGGGCCCUUCAGGAGGAACGGGAGCGUAAGCUGGCAGAGCUGGACCUCCUGAAAGAGGCGCAAAAGCAGGCUCAUGCCCUGCUGGAACAGGACGAGCUGAGGAGGCGCCAGCAGCACGAACAGCUCCAGCAGGCCUUGGAGGUCCAGCUGCGAGAGGCAGAGGAGGCACGGGUCAGUAUGCAGGCAGAGAUGGCUCUGAAAGAGGAGGAAGCAGAGAAACAGAGGAAGAGAAUCCAGGAGCUGGAGGAGAUGCAGAAGCGUUUGGAGGAGGCGCUGCAGCUGGAGAUCAAGGCCAGGAUGGAUGAGGAGGCUUUCCGCUACGCUCAAGCAGGAUUGCUGGCUGAAGAGGAGGAGAAAAUGAAGGCCCUGAUGUCCCUGCAGGAGGAACAGGAGGAGUACAUCCUGAAGACACAAAGGGAGAAGCAGGAGCUGAAACAGGAAAUGGAGGCCAAGUCCCGGGACCUUGAUGAGGCGCAGAGGCAGCUGGAGGAGGUCCGAGCCAACCGACACAGGGUCGACCAGGAUGUGGUGGCUGCUCAGAGGAAACUUCGCCAGGCGAGCACCAACGUGAAACACUGGAACGUCCAGAUGAACAGACUGAUGCGACCAAUCGGACCAGGCGAGAAAAGACCGUCUCUGGGAAGCUCUUACUCAUCCUUCCAGAUCCCGACACAGAGGGAUCCCGGGCUGCGUCUCAGGAGAUCAGGAUCAGAGGAUCAGAAUGAGGAGAGCAAAGAAAACGUUGACAACAGAGCUGAAUGUGAUUCAGCGAAACGCCAUUCCCAUGCCUCGAAUGGAGAAAUGGACAUCCCUUAGAAAGAAGAAUCAGUGAGGGAGGGAUUUUUUCUGAAAAAAUGGCCAUAAACAACUGUUUGGUGUGCAAACAAUAUUAAACAGCGGGACUUUACACUGAAACUGAAUUACAGUACUGCCAUUUCUAUUAAUUUACUGACCUCAUUACACAGACCACAACAGUUCAAAAUGGAGAAUAGCUUUGAAAUAAUUCACUUCUAGACUAAGCUUUGACGGUGACCUGCGUGAGGCUUUGGGACAUAAAAAAAUACCUCAGUGGAAAUAAAAUGUUAGUUGUAAGCAAGUUCCUGAGAGGAAGUUGCAAUGUUUUAAGGCUAAACACGAAACAAGGAAGCUGAUUUAUUUAAAUCUAUAAUAGUGAAAGAUAACACAGUUUUAUUUUUAUUCAGCCAUUCUGGAGCAUUGAGUGUGGGUUGACUUUUUGAUGUCAAAAAUUGGAUCAGUAUUAUGGUUAAUGCAAUAAUGUUGUCGGUGUCUGCCUCCUGAUCGACAGGAAAGAGAGAGAGAGAGAGACUCAUUGCACUUCCUGUUUCUUCUGCUAACAUAACUGUAAAUAAAAGAGUGAAUUGAAGUGUUGACCUGAA